Microthlaspi erraticum is the source of this 1158-nucleotide messenger RNA. NCBI's taxonomy places the organism in Eukaryota, Viridiplantae, Streptophyta, Magnoliopsida, Brassicales, Brassicaceae. The record is from the annotation of a GenBank genome assembly.
AUGUUUAUUCAGGAGGAUAUCGACUUACUACUUCCCUAUAGAUUCACUCCCGAUCAGAAGUCUUUCCUGCAGAGUGAUUUCUCUUCGGAGGAAAUCAAAGCAGCUUUCUUUGCUCUUCCUAGAAAUAAAACCUCAGGGCCGGAUGGUUACUCUGCCGAAUUCUUCACGGGAACUUGGGCUAUUGUGGGACCGGAGGUAGUAGACGCGGUGAAAGAGUUCUUCACAUCUGGUAGACUGUUGAAGCAAUGGAACUCGACCACUCUUGUGCUGAUCCCAAAGAUUCCAAACGCCUCCUCAACAGCAGAUUUUAGGCCGAUAUCCUGCCUUAAUACUCUGUAUAAGGUAAUUUCAAAGCUCCUAGCUUCUAGACUGCAGCAAAUCCUCCUACAGGUCAUCUCUCCUUCCCAAUCAGCGUUCAUGCCAGGGAGGCUUCUGUCAGAAAAUGUGCUUUUGGCGACUGAGAUAGUUCAUGGAUACAAUUGGAGGAACAUUGAACCGAGAGGAAUGUUGAAAGUUGAUCUCAGGAAAGCUUUCGACUCAGUUAGAUGGGACUUUGUUCUUGCCACUCUGAAGGCAAUUGGAAUUCCGAACAGUUUCGUGAAUUGGAUAAAUCAGUGCCUCUCGUCAGCAACGUUCAUUGUAUCUGUAAAUGGUAAUUCCGGAGGGUUUUUCGAGAGCAAAAAAGGUUUGAGACAAGGUGACCCUUUAUCACCUUACCUCUUCGUGCUAGCGAUGGAAGUCUUCUCGAAGCUCCUACAAUCAAGGUUUGACGCUGGAUAUAUCCAUUAUCAUCCAAAAACAGAGGAGCUUAACAUUUCCCAUCUUAUGUUUGCGGAUGACGUAAUGGUUUUCUUUGACAGAGGCACUUCUUCUCUGCAUGGUAUCUCGGAAGCCUUAGAUGAUUUCGCGAGUUGGUCGGGGCUACAGAUGAAUAAAGACAAGACUCAGCUCUUUCAUGCUGGCGUGACCCACAGUGAAUCCAUAGCCUUCGCAGACUUCGGUUUCACGGUUGGUUCACUCCCAAUUCGUUAUCUUGGUUUGCCACUGAUGCAUAGGAAGCUGAGAAUAGUGGAGUAUGAGCCCUUGAUGGAUAAGCUGAGGAAAAGAUUCAACUCUUGGGCUGCAAAAACGCUUUCCUUCGCAGGUCGAACCCAGUAA